Molecule: messenger RNA, 573 nt
Organism: Eriocheir sinensis (Chinese mitten crab)
Lineage: Eukaryota; Metazoa; Arthropoda; Malacostraca; Decapoda; Varunidae
Exons: 3
Coding region: 12-413 (133 amino acids)
Source: RefSeq, a predicted model, not a curated record
AAUUCGACAACAUGAAGGCAGUGUUUGCAGCUCUGAGUGUGCUCCUCCUGGCGGCCCUCGCCCUGGCCAGCCCUGAGCCCAAGCCAGAGCCCGGCUACGGCGGCUACGGUGGUGGACGUGGCGGCGGAUAUGGCGGCUACGGUGGGUAUGGCGGUUAUGGUGGUGGACGCGGCGGCUAUGGUGGUGGAUAUGGCGGCUAUGGUGGUGGAUAUGGCGGCUAUGGUGGUGGAUAUGGCGGCUAUGGCGGUGGACGCGGCGGGUAUGGUGGUGGAUAUGGCGGCUAUGGCGGUGGACGUGGCGGUUAUGGAGGCGGCUACGGCGGCUAUGGUGGUGGACGUGGCGGUUAUGGUGGCGGUUACGGCGGGUAUGGCGGAUAUGGUGGUGGACAUGGCGGCUAUGGCUACGGACGCUAAGGAGGAGGCAAGGCGGCGCUCCACUUGCUGUGUGGAAUGCAUUCCAGGGAGCGGCGCGCCCCUCGUCUUCCUUCUCCAGGGGCGGCGCCGAAGGGGAAGGGGAGAGAGGUUCUCCAGAGGAAACUCGCACGGCCAUCACGGAGAAAUAGAGGAGGAAGGG